GGAAGGCAGUGAGCCAAUGCAGUUUAAAGAAAGUUUGUUUCGGCAUAGUCUAAUUUUUGGGUUGGCUUAAAGACAAAGCUACAUACUUUUGGAAAACCAGGGAGUGUAAUUACUGAUAUGAAAAAAAUAUUCCCUGAGUUGUCUGUGGAAAGAUCAGGGCUUUGUCAAAGAAGAAAAGCUCUAAAAUGGAGUUCAAUAGGUGCACAAGUGCACCCGUAGAAGAGGCUCGGAGAAGACAAGAGGCCGGGGAGGAUGCUACUCCUGAUUCUGGCAGUAGAGUUGUCAGUGAAGAGCUGGAUCUGGUACAAAUGUAUCUUACCUGUUUACCUGACAGAUACAUGAAAGCAAAAUUCAGCCUGACUGCAUAUCUGGCAUGCUGGUUGGUUCUGAAACUCUGCAAGAAAGCCUGUGAGAAAAGACUGUCAGCUUCUAAUAAGGUUCUCAGUGAAACUACUGUAAGAAAGCCUGCCAGAGAAACGGAAGAGGAGAAUACUUCUGAGAAGGCAAAAUGCUACAGUCAAGUGCUGAGUCAGCUGGAGACCCCUGAGCCAACUGAAAACUGCAUCAGUGAAGGAGAGUUUGAAGAUGACCAGAGUUCUACCACACUAAGUACAGUAGAGUUGGAGCUACGUGGAUCAAGCCAGGAAACAGAUGAAGAUUAUUUUGAGACCCAGUCUCAUCAGAGUGAAUCUGUUUCAGACAUUAAGACUGAGCCUUAUGAAAGUGCAUCAGACACAGAGUCUGUUGCCUAUGACAUAACUGGAGAAACUUGCUUGAGUUCAAGCUGCUUUUCUGCUGAAAAAAGAGAACCACGCCAUAAAUUUCAUGAUGUGAAGGCAGAAUUGUCCAGUCACCAACUUAAUUGCACAAAGCAGCCAGAGCAUAGUCAAAGGAAGCAGUUGGAUUUAAAAGUAGCUUCAAACAAGAAUGAACUUUGGGUGCAGACUGGAAAAUCAGAAGGAGAAAAGACAGGGGAGAAAAUACUAAUAUUAACUAGUGAUAUUUCCAACGCAAAGUCGAAAACCAGUGGAGAGGAUACUGUAACAAGGACAGACACUGAGUUAGUCGUUGGUGGAUUGCAAGGUCAAAUAAAGUCUGAUAGCAAUAAGGCAAAACCAACUGAAGAGGCUAUUACAAGGAAUAAAAAAAGACCAACAGUAUUGAAUAUUGCUUGUUUGAAAGCAAACUCAGAAAGUUGUUUGGCUUUCCCUGAUACUCCGCAAUUUCCUUUCCAGCCAGAUGUAGGAUCAAGCCACAGUUUGCCUAAUAUAUAUUUUGAAACAAACAGAACUGGCUAUAAAAGAAACACUGAGGUGAUUGAACUGAAUUCCAACCUGGAUUCAAUACCCAGCAUAAAAUGCAAUAAGAAGAGCUCAGUUAACAGUCAAAAUGCAGCUAAAGGGGUAGGAAAUGGAAUCUCAGGGGUCAUGCUGAAAUCAGAUUCACUCUUACAUCAGCCUUUCCUAAAAUCUAAGUUUCAGCCACUACCUAGGAAGCCAGAGAUUACAGAAAGUAAAACAUGGCACAGUGAACCUGAAAACAUUAGUGUUCAAGGCAAGAGAGAAUAUUUGGAUGACUAUUUUCAACUUACUGAUAAAUUUAGAUGGUCAUGUUCCAGGGUACAUCUUCAAGGCCUAGAUUUUGAAUACACCUGGAAAGACUUAAAAAGGGCUGAUUGCAGCUCUGAAAAAGCAAUAAAAGAUGAGGGGAAAUUUGGCUUAAAAGGAUCAUUUCUUAAUGCCUAUGUAGACUCAAAUAGUGAUCAGCUUUCUCAUCCAGUAGGCUCUCACCAAGGUGCUGAUAUUAAUUUGCACAGGAAAUCAGAAGCAUGUGGCCUUAACAGAAAUAUGACAGAUACAUGUGCUCAUACCUUGUCUUUGGCACCACUCCACCUGAAAGAUGCCUCCAAGUGUGAUCCAAAACAAAGAGAGAUUCUCUCAGCCUUGCAUUCUGAGCCAACAAGCAUACUUACAGUAGUACCAGCAAGAAAAGAUAAAAGCAAAUCUGAGAUAGUUUUGGAAACACAAAGGUUCUCUGGCAGCAUUCAUGCUGAAACUGGCAUUGAUGAUAUUAAGGAACAAACAACUUGUUUUGUAGGUGUUUCUACUCCUGCAGAAAACAAAGGCGCUAAUUGUCCUGCAAACUACGUCCUGGCUGGCAGAACACAGCUAAAUAACUCAGAGGAGAGCAGCACUGGCCCUGAAUCACCAAAUACAGAGGCCUUUGUAAAGGAAGCAGGGUUAAGGGAUUCUUUUGAACUUGGUUUGGAUUUUAAAGGCCUGGAAACCACACCUAAAUCAGGUGCCAACGAUACUCCAGGGGAGAAAAACGAUUCUAAGCUAUGGAACCAGAGUAAUAAAAAAGAUGCUUUGCAGGGUUACCAUAAGCCAGUGACAACAAAUGGACAUGUUAUUAAUGAAGAAGAAAAGGAUGAAGAUAAUGUGUGUGCCAUUGAAAUAGCUCCCAAGCCAGGUUAUGUGAGUCAGCGACAGGACUUGUUGAAGUUCCCAGAGUUAAAACCAGCUCUAAUUAUAAUAUCUGUGGAACAAAAAGGCUUGCAUUCGAAGACAUUAAAUAAAAAUUGUUCUACUGAAAUGAUAACAGGAACACUGGGAGAACUAGUAAGUAAGAAUUUAGGGUCUUCUUCCCUUGCCAGCAGAGAACAUAGUAAGCCAGAGAGAGCUUUGAAUGAAUACUUUGGCUGUGAAGAACAAACUUUGCCUAUCCUCCCUGUUUCUGGUGAUGAAGAGGCAGCUCCUGUUGGGGGCACCAUCCAAGAAGAAUCAGAAAUUGUGCAAAAGCAAAUAGAGGACACGACUCUGGUUUCAUCCUUAAAUAUCAGCAGCAGUAGUUUCACAGAAGGAAAUGUAAAUCUACAACUGGAAAAUGCUAAACAGCAGGAAGAUGCAAAUAGUGGAAUACAUGUGGAACCAAAUGAUGUAGCUAGUGUAGGAAUCUGUCAGGUAGGACCCUGCAGACUAAAUGCUAAUUUUGAGUUAGAGGCAGCAGAGUUAACACAAUCACUGUUUGAAAUGAGAGGUGACAAAGUGAUUGAGAAAAAUGAGUUCAGUGCAAGUCAGGGCCUGGAGGAAGACAUGUGUUUAACUCCUUCAGAAAUGUUGGAAAUGAACCGUGCUGGUGGCCUGUGUCGGCAAGAUGAGGCUACUGAUGACAUAGUAGGGAGCUGCAUCUUUGGUAAACAAAGACAAGAAGGGAAAACAACUGAAGGCUGUAACAGUUCAAAAGAACUAAUAAUUGUUUUUGAGGAUUCUCCUACUGGACCAAUAAAUCAGGACUCAGCUGAAGAGGAGCCAGCAAGCCUCAGCAAAGACAUUGCACAGAAUCUGAAUGGGACCAAUGCUUGUAACCAUGCUGUGAAAAGGGACAGCCAGGAUUCCUCCACAGUGGGCCUAGAUAACAUAAGUACAGGCAGUACUAACAGUGAGGAAAUGGAUGAAAAUUUAUUCCAUUUCCUGGGGAACAACAGUAGCUUUUACAAGGCUGUGCAAAAACAGACUAAAACUGGGAACACUGGGAAACCUUCCAAGUUUUUAGUUUUCUCAAAAAUGGCAUCCUUCAGGAAAACCAAGUCAGCACCUGCUGAAAAUCAAGGUAGUAGCAGCUUCCUUGGUGGCAAGACAAAAACAGAAGAAUUGGACACUGGGAAAGAGGAAGGUGAUACAGAAAACAUGCUGUCUUUUAAAAAUUAUUCCCCCACUUCUGUCUUUCAAAGGAAGGAAGGCUACACCUCUGAGUACUCUGAUGAUGAGGAUUUAUUCUAUGAGCGACCUGGAGGAUUAUUCAACAGAUUAAGCCUGAGGAAAGCGUCUAGCUCUGGUCGGUUACUGAUGGAAGACAUAGAAACGAAUCUUACUUCUCCCACCCUCAAUACUGUGAAAUCCCUUGAAGGACGAGCUUUAGUGUCAGAGGAAAAUAACUCCAGUGAAGCUGCAGUGUGCUCUGGGAUCAGAAGAUCUUCAUCUGAGAUGGAGUGUAAAAGAAAUAAAACCCCUGAGGGUAAAAAGUUUCGCACAAGGUUGGCCUUGGCACACAAAUCCUUGUCAAGUUUAUUUGAGUCCAGAUCUCUGGAGAAGGAAAACAUUGAGCAAUGCUCCAAAGUGCCACUGAAACAUGACAAGGAGAAAGCCAAAUUUCGCCAAAGUUCUUGGAAAGCAUUUCUGAAAAGCAAGGAAGCAGAUGGGCUGAAGAGCUCUGCCUUUGCGAGUAUGUCACCAACCCAGGAGAGAUUUAAUAUCACCAGAAAUCAGCAACAAGGUCCUGGCAAUGCUGCAAGGAGGACCUCCACAGAGAAGCAGGAGGGUUCUAAUGGGCAAGUGUUUUUGAGAUCAGGUGUAUCUAAUGGCACCUAUCCAGAUACCAACCAUUUUGACACAUCUAUGGAGCACGUUGAUGUCUCUGCCCCUGCACAUAUGAGGAGGAAAAGAGUACUGUCUUAUGACCUGACUAUCAAAUGUCCACAAAGUCCAGAUGAUGAUGAGCAGCAGGAAGCAUUGAGCAACAGUUUAGAUGCUUCCCUGGAGGAAUACUGGCUGAAAUCACCCUUCAGCCCCAGCGACUUGCACUCAUCAUUUACCCAGUUAAGCCCUUCUUGCCCCCAGCUAUCAACAUAUGAAGGUAAAGAUAUGCCCUGUAGGCCCAUGAGCCCCAAACCAUGGAGCUCAAGACCACGUUUUCAAUGCAGGAGUGUCCAUUAUCCUGGGAGAAUAAGUGCCACUUCAAUGAUCUCUCUUGGAAACAACUCUGCAAUUGACAGCAAUUCAGAGGCACCAGAAAGGCCAAAGACCCUGAAACCUAGAGGCAGUCUCUUGCUUUCCAUGCAUUCACUGGACAAUGAAUACCAGAGGGAAGACAGUGGGAUAAGCAGUCAAUCUCAGAUCAGCUUGAACACAGCUUCUUCUGUUAGUGAUAUCCUCAGAGAUGAGGAUCCUAAACAGCAAAGUCAAACACCACCUGAAAGGAGGUCCUGUGAGAAAUGGCUUCCCCAUCGAAAAAAGAAGCCUCCUCAGACACUGCCAUCCCCACACCCAUUCUCAAGUAUUGAAAACAAAGGCUGGAGACUCCCUCUCUUCACUUUGGAUGGAAAAGCCAAGGAAACUUCACAGAGGAGGCAGCCCAAACCCCUGUACAAGCAUUUCAGCUUCGAUGACAUUUGGAUGGAAAGGAACCAGAAAAGGAAACUCAAGAAGGAGCCACAGUCUGAGAGAGAAAUCCAAUGGAGUAACCUCCCAGAGGACCAAGUAAAAGCUAGAAUGAGUCUGGCCAUCGCUUCUGCUGUUGCCUUUGACAUUCUUCCUCUUAAGUUGCAUCCAUUUUCACAGAGCACCCCAACAGGCUUAGACUGCAUGGGCUGGAAACGACGCAUCUCAUUUCCUGUGAUCACUGAUGGGCCACUGGAUAAGACAGCUCUUACAGAUGAUGUGGGAAGUGAGGAAGAUCUAUAUGAGGACUUCCGGAGUUCCAAUCACCGCUAUGGCCACCCUGGAGGAGGAGGAGAACAGCUUGCUAUUAAUGAGCUCAUCAGCGAUGGCAGUGUGGUGUAUGCAGAAGCCCUUUGGGAUCAUGUCACAAUGGAUGACCAAGAGCUGGGAUUCAAGGCUGGCGAUGUCAUUGAAGUAAUGGAUGCUACGAACAAAGAGUGGUGGUGGGGAAGGAUCCUGGACAGCGAAGGCUGGUUUCCAGCCAGUUUUGUACGGCUCCGAGUAAACCAGGAUGAACCCAUGGAAGACUAUCCUCUAAAAGUAGAGGACGGCAAAGAGGAAGACAUCAGCAGCACUGCCCGCCGCUAUGGUGUCGGGCAGACAAGCAAGGAUCAGAUGAGGACCAAUGUGAUUAAUGAGAUCAUAAGCACAGAGAAAGACUACAUCAAACACCUUAAGGACAUCUGUGAGGGUUACAUUAAGCAGUGCCGCAAAAGAGUUGACAUGUUUACAGAGGAACAACUGAAGACAAUCUUUGGUAAUAUCGAGGACAUUUACAGAUGUCAGAAAAAGUUUGUAAAAGCCCUGGAGAAGAAAUUCAACAAAGAGUACCCACACUUGAGUGAGGUUGGCUCCUGCUUCCUGGAACAUCAAACAGAGUUUCAGAUAUACUCUGAGUACUGCAACAAUCAUCCCAAUGCCUGCCUGGAGCUGUCCCGCCUCGCUAAAGUGAACAAGUAUGUCUAUUUCUUUGAAGCCUGCCGCCUUCUUCAGAAGAUGAUUGACAUCUCUCUGGAUGGGUUUCUUCUUACACCAGUGCAGAAAAUCUGCAAGUACCCACUGCAGCUGGCUGAACUGCUCAAAUACACCAACCCCCAGCACAGGGAUUUUAAAGAUGUUGAAGCUGCCUUAAAUGCUAUGAAGAACGUUGCUCGGCUCAUCAACGAAAGAAAGAGGAGGCUGGAGAACAUAGAAAAAAUUGCCCAGUGGCAGAGUUCCAUAGAGGACUGGGAGGGGGAAGAUGUCCUGGUCAGAAGCUCAGAACUCAUCUAUUCUGGAGAAUUAACCAAAAUUUCCCAGCCUCAAGCCAAGAGCCAACAGCGAAUGUUCUUCCUCUUUGAUCACCAGCUUGUCUGCUGUAAAAAAGACCUCCUGCGCCGUGACAUCUUAUAUUAUAAGAGUCGGAUCAACAUGGAUGACAUGGAAAUAGUAGAUGUGGAGGAUGGGAAGGACAAGGACUUCAACAUCAGUGUUAAAAAUGCAUUCAAGCUGCACUGUAAGACCACAGAGGAAGUCCACUUAUUCUGUGCAAAAAAGCCAGAACAGAAGCAGCGCUGGCUCAAAGCAUUUGAGAAUGAAAGGAAACAGGUUCAGCUCGACCAGGAAACUGGUUUUUCGAUCACUGAAGUGCAGAAGAAGCAGGCAAUGUUGAAUGCCAGCAAACACCACCACAGUGGGAAGCCCAAGGCUGUCACCAGGCCCUACUAUGACUUUCUGAUGCGCCAGAAGCACCCCACACUGCCGGCCAACCUGCCCCAGCAGCAAGUCUUCAUGUUGGCAGAGCCCAAGCGCAAGCCUUCAAACUUCUGGCAGAACAUCAGCAGGCUGACACCCUUCCGGAAAUGAAGGGCAGCCCCAUGUCUGUGCCUGAAUCCCCUCCAAGAAAGCACUUUAUCCAUCAGCUCUGGGAGACUUGAGCCCAGACUCCUCCAAUCCUUUGUCUGCAGAGGACGGUGCACGCUCCUUCCCUCCCUAUUUAUUUUGCAGACUGACUAAACUCAAUGGCUCCAAAAUGGGACACUGUGCUUGUACCAGUCUAAGUGAGCCGACCUUGCACAGCACCCAGCAGCUCUGUAACUCCCAAGCAAGAGAACACAACCGCAUGGAGCCCAAAGUGUGUUUCAUCCUCAGAUUUCCCUUACUGUUUGUUUGCAUCUUGAACCAUUCCUCCCAGCUGGGAACAUAAUUGCUGUAUGACAACUGCCAGAAAGACUAACUUCCAGUCAGCGCGGCUCUCCGUGCAGAGACAUCAGCUGGGUCAGUAGGACAUCUACUGGCUUGGUGUCUACUGAGCAUGCCCAAAACACUGGUUCCAUUAUUGCUGAUGUUAUGCACUUUCGGGGGGAAUUAAACCCUUUCUUCCACUGCCGCCAUCCCCAGCAUUUCUCAUCAAGGAAGUGAUAUCCCUACAUGUUUAACAAAUUGAUUAGCCUUUAUUGGCACUUAGAAAAGGCAGCAGUGAGUAUCACUGUGACCUUUUUUACUUCCCCCUUAGUUCAGCACACUGAUGAAGAACCAUAGUAUGUUAAAUGGUGCCAACCAACUUACAGCAUGAGUAAAAGUACAAGAAUCUCACAAUCUAGCUGGUUUUCUUGAGUUAUGUAUGUUAGGAAAAAUUGUGCCUAAAUUAAUACUUAGACUCUUUCCACCAUCACUCUGCCAUAUUUCCUGGCCAAUGAAAAUGUUCAUUGUUUGUAAUGUGUUUUAUUUAUGGUAAAAAACAAAACUGUGUAUUUUGUAAGUUUGUAAUUGGUCUUGUCAGAUGUUAACUUGAUGCCUGUUUUGUCUGUCUUUUUUAACAAAAAUAAGGUGGCCAACACUUGCAAACCUAGCUCCCUAAAGUUAGAACUCAUGGCUGGGCCCCGGGUUCAUGGCUUUUCACUUGUUGUGGGGAGUGGGGGGAAAGGUGCAGGGAAGAGAAACAAGUCAGUUCUAGAAGACCCUGACCAUGGGAUUUGGAGUCUACCUUUAGGCAUCCAGGUUUGAUAACUGUGGCCAAAAAGAAUUCAUUUAAUCCUUGGUUAGUAAGAGAAAAGAUAUGCCUUACAAUAGUGAAAGAGUUAGAAGCCAUACUGACUGAAUUCCAUAGUUUAGAAGAAAGUCCUGUGAGGUUGGAAAGAAGAUAUCCAUUCACUCCAACAGGAUGCUAUUGUGAGUGAGCACUAACUCUCUGCAAAGCUCAGAGGUCCAAUGUAUGCUGAUGCUGUAGCUGACCAAAGUCUGGUCAUCCAGGGAUAUCUGAAUUCAGUAGCAUGUAUAAAGUCAUUCUUGCACUAUAUCUUUCCCCACACCAGGGGCUACAUUUAAUUUCAUAAAGAAACUUGUAAAAGUAACCUGCAGCCUGUGUGUGUGUGUCUUACAUGUCUGUAUCCAUUUGUGUGGUCCUUGUUUUCCCUCUUCACAAUCAUAGCAGGGAUCAUAGCCAUGGGCCUGGAUAGGUUUCAGCGUUGAGUGUAACAUCCUAACUAGUCUCUGCUAAACUUAAGCCAAAGUCAAGAACAUCACUGGCUGAGCAUAUUAUACCAUGCACAUUAUUCAAGUGUGUUUUCCUUAACCAGAAUUACCUUUUAUUUAUAUAACUUGCAAUGUACACUUGAGCUCUUCAACUCUGAUUUGCCUCUUACUGCUGCAAGGAAUGAGAUUGGAAAGCAGUGUCAAGAUGUAAAAACUGCCUAAGAUUAUCGCUAUAUAUGAACUGAAUACAACAUAUGUAAUAGACACGGCAGCACCUACUCACUGCAUCAUGCAGCCUGUCAUGAGGAGUGAUGCUUCUGUUUGUGGAAUGAGAUGCCUAAACUGUGGUUAAAAAUUUCAUUGGUGUACAAAACAAACAGUCUAGGCCCUCUUCUCACAUUUCAGUUAACAACAUUGUAGCCAUACCCUUCUCUUGGUUGCAAUGCUUGUUUUUUUGUGGGUCAUUUUGUGCCCACCCCAUUUCCUGCUACGAGUACUCUUCCCCAGAAGGGAUAGCAACAGCUGUGGACUAACACAGUCUUAACUAGGAGGUAUCUCAAGUUGCUCUGGCCAUAUUAGAAAAUGGGUGCCUACUUAGUAAGAUGCUCCCCCCCAGGGCAAGGGCUUCCUCCAUCUUAACAUUUUAAAUCAUUCACCUUCCAGUAACAAGCCAUUUCAUUUGGGCAAUUAAAAGUUUAUCUGCUACUUUUCAUAACGCAAACCACAUGGCUGUUGCAACAUGUUUAAUCUGUUGAAUUGAGUCAUCUUUUUAGGACCAGCUCUGCUUCACAGAGGUUCAUGCAAUUAGAGAACUGACUUGCACCACCUGGGGGAGGGAGAAGAGAGAGAGAGACCUGAUGGGUAUUGCAGAGAAACUGUACGACACAGUAGGUGCUGUUCCUUUGUCCCAUUUAUCCUAGGUGUCUGCACCCCUUCUUCCUUACCACAAACAUGUCUGUUUUGAUUGGCCAGGAAGCAAACAGGUUAUUAUGUAAGCGAUCAUUUUUCUGAGUCUAGGGGUACUUGGUGAGAGGAGCUUUUUUACGCUGUACUGACAGUUUUAAUUUGUACAGAUGGAGUUUAAGGAAAGGCUGAAUUCACUCUCACUGGCAAAGGUCAGCAGUAAUUUCACUGAGCUAAUGGGUGUGAAACUGAUAGAGAAACCAGUCUAACGAAGUUAAAGAAUCUUGAAAAAUGAAACUUAAGGGACACAUUGACAUUGCCCUCAUCAUAGUAGUCCAAAGAACAGAAAAAGCAUGUAGAGGAAAUAUGCCUACCAUUUCCUCCCGAACUUGUUUUACACAUAAUUAGCACAUGCACAUUUGUAGAAAACCUUCUGCAGACAUCUUUUUUUUUCUGAUAGAGGCCAGUCGGACAAUCCUGUCACGUGCUGUUCUUAACUGUGUAUUCUACAAUCGUUCAGUUUAGCUGCCUACAGGUAAAUGUUCAUAUUGCCUCUUCAGCUGUACCUCUAGCAUUGUAAGAGACACUACAGACUAGCGGCUGAUCUCAGUUAGUACCAUGCAAGCCACAUUCAGGACGACAUAAACUGUGCCAUCAAAUGGAGCCAUGAUUUAGAUUCUGUACACACACGAGAGUUACAGGACUGACACUGGCAUGACUGAGAUAAGGAUUCAGCUUGCUUCAAGAUUUCUUUCAUGUACAAACAUGUAUAUAGAGCAAUUCAUAUAUGAGCACAUGGAUAAAACCAGUUUACGCAAGUGGAAUUUUAACCGUUUCAUCCCUCAUCUUAGGUUAUAUCCAAUAAUAAUUCCUUUUUUUUCUAGUCACGAGACUAUUACUUUAUAGAUGAAUCACUGUGUUCUCAGAUACAUAUAUACAAAAUAGACUGGUUUUCUACAAUUAAAACAUAGGAAUUUUCUUCCACAUUAUUCAACUCAAGUAUAGGUGAAUAUAAAAGGGAACAGUAAGUCAACAUCCUCAAAGGGAGUUCUAUAUCCCCUUUCCCUAUCCUGGACUCUGGUUUUGGGGUCAGAGUUACUGAAUUUGCACUGCCAAUGUUAAAGAAAAGCAAAAAAAAAACCCCCAAAAAACCCAACAGUGGUCAAUGUGUGAGUAUUUAUAUCCAUAGCAGGUAAUCGGCCUGACUAUAAUAAGUCUCUCAACAAAUGAGCCUUUUUUUCCUAGUGUAUCAAGUUCAAUUAAAGAACUUUUUUUAUUUUUUUUAUUUUUUUUUUUUUACAGAGGCAUGCUGAAACCCCAAAGCAACCCUGCUUAGCCCCAAAUCUACUAUGCUACGCUGCAGGGCUACUGGCUUCUAACCCGCUAGGGCCUCAAUGGUCUCAGCUUCCCCAAAAUUAAAAAAAGAAAAAAACUAAACCAGAUUUAGGCUGGGCCCAGUCACCUAGGCUCAGAGACAUUGCCAGGGCUCCGAAUGAAGCGUAGGUCGGAAUCUGAGACUUGGCAUGGCAUGCUGAAACCCCAGAGAGGUUGCCAAGCCCUGAGACUUUGCCCCUUGAACCCCUAGCACUGGUUCGGUGAGCUCUGAAGCCCAACUGAGCUUAGCAUGUGUUGUGGGGCAAAACAAAUCUCCCAAAUCCAUAAGGUUGCAGCUGGGCAGCUCAGACACACAUCACGGCGUUAACUUGCAACCUCCUGGUUCCUAGCUCAUCACAGAAGCCCCUUGGCCACAGGAUCCAGCAGGAGGACCCAUCUCUGAAGAUCUCAAGAACUUCAGUGGCCUAAUGCCCUUCACAUCCCAUGCUACGCUACACA
Gavialis gangeticus (Gharial) is the source of this 11408-nucleotide messenger RNA. RefSeq names its product Rho guanine nucleotide exchange factor 4 (gene ARHGEF4). The record is from RefSeq and is a predicted model, not a curated record. NCBI's taxonomy places the organism in Eukaryota, Metazoa, Chordata, Crocodylia, Gavialidae. Gene Ontology annotation, molecular function: guanyl-nucleotide exchange factor activity; protein binding. Gene Ontology annotation, biological process: intracellular signal transduction. The transcript is spliced from 16 exons. The coding region runs from base 186 to 7064 and encodes 2292 amino acids.